Molecule: messenger RNA, 399 nt
Organism: Phalaenopsis equestris
Lineage: Eukaryota; Viridiplantae; Streptophyta; Magnoliopsida; Asparagales; Orchidaceae
Product: probable carboxylesterase 2
Exons: 1
Coding region: 1-399 (132 amino acids)
Molecular function (GO): hydrolase activity
Source: RefSeq, a predicted model, not a curated record
AUGCACCCUUUCUUUUGGGGGAAGGAUAGGAUUGGAAAUGAAGGGAUAGAAAGCGGGAAAGGGGAACCCUUGAAGGCGAAGGAUUCCGAUGCGCUGUGGCUGAUCGUAUGUCCAGAGACGACGGGGCUCGACGACCCAAGAAUCAAUCCGGCGGCUGAGGGUGCGCCGAGCCUGGCGACGUUGGGGUGCCGGCGAGUGUUGGUGGGCGUCGCGGAGCUGGAUUUGUUGAGGGAAAGGGGGAGGCUUUAUUACCAGAAGUUGAAGGAGAGCGGGUGGGAAGGGGAAGCAGAGUUUUUGGAGUCGGAGGGUGAGGAACAUUGUUUCUACUUCAUGAAGCCUGAGACCUCCAAGGCGGAGGAGAUCAUAGAGCGGCUUGUCAACUUCUUCAACAAAUCCUAA